Messenger RNA from Truncatella angustata, 1553 nucleotides. RefSeq lists its product as uncharacterized. Gene Ontology annotation, biological process: transsulfuration. Gene Ontology annotation, molecular function: transferase activity, transferring alkyl or aryl (other than methyl) groups; pyridoxal phosphate binding. The record is from RefSeq and is a predicted model, not a curated record. NCBI's taxonomy places the organism in Eukaryota, Fungi, Ascomycota, Sordariomycetes, Amphisphaeriales, Sporocadaceae. Bases 45 to 1436 code for a protein of 463 amino acids. The transcript has 4 exons.
UUCCAAACACUUUACUUUUUGGGUCUAAUUGAUUGUCGUUCAAAAUGGGUUCAAUUGAUUAUGCCAAUGGCUCGACAAAUGGGUCAGCGAGUUUUCAGCCAAACAAAGCUGCAAAGGGAAAGCCUCAAUGGGGUUUCGACACCCUUCAGGUCCAUGCAGGCUUGGAGGAUGACCCUAGAUAUGGCCAUAUCACUCUCCCGAUCUACAACACUGCAUCCUUCAAAUUUAAAAAGCUCGACGACCUGAAUCAUGCAUUGGAGGACAUUUCAUCUUCUCAAAACCACCUGUACACCCGAGUGUCAAACCCUACCCAUGACGGCUUUGAAAGACGCAUAGCAGCCCUAGAGGAUGGCGUUGAAGCGCUCGCUUACGCUUCAGGCGCAGCCGCUGUACAUGGCGUCAUCGUGUCAUUGGCGGGGAAGGGUGAUAAUAUCAUAGUAUCAAGCGGCCUGCAUGGAGGAACAUAUAAACAGUUUCGAAAGGCUGUAACACAGCUGAGCAUAGAUGCACGGUUCUGCGAUACUAACGAUCUGGAGCGUGUCAGAGAGUUAGUUGAUGACAAAACUAAAUUUAUCUUCGUCGAGUCGUUGGCAAACCCUAAGCUCUCGAUCCCCGACUUCGAAGGACUCGCGGCAAUUGCGCAUGCCGAUGACGUGAGAAUCCCGCUUGUAGUGGACGCAACUCUCACAGCCAGCGGAUACUUCUGCCAGCCCGCCAAAUUUGGCGCUGAUAUUAUCGUGCAUUCUGCUUCCAAGUGGAUCGGUGGACACGGCACCACCAUCGGCGGUGUCGUCUUGGAGACUGGCCGUUCAGACUGGCAGGCGAACAGGGCUCGGUUCCCACGGCUGUAUGGAGAGGAUCCGGACCUGACUAAAUGGGGAGUCGGCCAAGACAACUGGUACGAAGCCUCUGGAAACAGGGCAUACAUUCAGUAUCUUAAGACUGAAGUCAUGCGUGAUACUGGACCGUGUAUCAACCCGUACGCUGCUCAGCAGCUUUUCAUUGGGGUAGAGACGCUCUCCGUGCGUUGCGAGCGCCAGGCCCGAAACACGGACCAAUUAUCCCGCUGGCUGCGUGCCCAUCCUCGCGUCGCAUGGGUUGGCUACCUCGGAUUCGAAGAUCACCCAUAUCACCACCUAGCACAGAAGUACUUCCAGCGGGGCUUCGGCACAGUCAUUACCUUCGGCCUCAAAGGUGGCGGUGAAGAGGCCCAGAAGGUAAUCAAUGCCUUCAAGCUGAUCAUCAUGACAACCAACAUUGGAGACUCUAAGACACUCUGUAGCCACCACUGGUCAGGAGUCAACAAGCACUACACACAGGAAGAGAACGACGCUAUGGGCGUGACAGAGGAUCUGGUCCGCCUCUCUCUCGGAAUCGAAGAUGUCCAGGACCUCAUCAGGGACUUUGAACAAGCUUUUGAUCGUGUCAAACCAUAGCGAAGCAAGACGCAAGGAAGCUGGUAAAACCUGUUGUCGAUGAUGUGUUAGGCAAUUCCUCUCUUCUUGUUUCAUUUUGGUCGUGGCACUAUCAAAAGGUUGUCGUCAUCAGCAUAG